AUGGCAGUGUCGACUCAAAGAGGUCCACAGAAUCUCGAAGAGAAGCUACCACUCGAGCAAUAUACCCACUGUACAAGAUUCCCAGCAUACCCAGAUCACCUCACCUACUUGGACGUAUUCUAUUCUACAAUGGAACCCAUCAAUCGUGCUGUGCUCUCGCAGAAAGCGGGUGUCCACAUCCAAACGCAUGAGGUCGUCAACUUUACCUCGGUCGUGCUUGACCCAGGUGAUACAAACAGCGUUCUCAUUUUCUAUCGUGACUUGUCGACGAAGCAACUUCGAGUCUCCUUGAACAAGGAACAGAAGACAGUCAAAGUCGACGGUGAACAUAUAUCCGUAAAGAGCGAAAAUUACAACUUCGCCAUAUCAGCGGUUGCAUAUGGAUCAGAAGUACACUUCACUCUAUCAACCGCCCAUGCGCUCUUUAGGAUCCGCAUCUACUAUGUGGACGAUGAGGGUCACAUCCGUGAACUGAUGGGCAAGUGCACUGAUUCCAAUCGCAAGGAUGUUGACAAUUGGAAAUGGUCUGCCUCUUCUGGUUUCAACGGCAAGAAAUAUAAGACCCUGGCCAACGCCCGUAUCUCCGCUUUUUGUAACAAGAGCGAUGACACCCUCAACGUGGUGUAUGUGAACACAGAGGGGAAGUUUAUCAGAGCAUACUCUCGUCCUAGCACGGCCUAUGUGGCAGAUGGCAAUUGGAUACAGGAAGAGGUCAAGGAAGCUUAA
Molecule: messenger RNA, 726 nt
Organism: Aspergillus terreus NIH2624
Lineage: Eukaryota; Fungi; Ascomycota; Eurotiomycetes; Eurotiales; Aspergillaceae
Exons: 3
Coding region: 1-726 (241 amino acids)
Source: RefSeq, a predicted model, not a curated record